CACGCCACAGUAGAUUAAAUGUAAAAACGUCGCAAGUGCAUGUUUCUGAGUUUUCAAAAUUAGCCGGUGCAUAUUAUACGUGUCACAUUAAUGUUGUUUGAUAACAUGAAGAUUUUACUGCUGUGUCGUUCAGAAACGCAUCAAGAAGUUCACAUUUAUAAGUGCAGUUUGUUGCGUUUGCAUCAACUUUUAAGGGAUAACGACUGGUUAUGUGUUACGGAUUAAUUCAGUUUCGUCAUGUGUGCUUUUGGUCGCUACAUAGACUGUAUCGAUGUUAACUUGGAGAAAGUAGUAAUUGAAGUGCGAGUACUUGAAUGUGUGGUAAAAGUUAAAGGCAAGCAAAUAAGAACAAACAAAUGGUUGUUGCCUUACCAUUGGAAGGAGGUAUACAGCAUUCUCCAUACUGCUGCUGAGAACCAUAUGAAAAAUGAACUUGCUGAAACUGUUGUAGCACAAGGGAAAGAUACCCAAGUGGCUCUGAUGUUUAAACCUUUUCUGGCUGUGUACCCAUAUAUCAUUAACCCAUACCAAAGUAAUGGUGAUCUGGUAGGAGCUCUUCAAGACUCAGGAGAAGAAUCAGCAUCUUACAAGUCUAUGAUUGUAGCUAGUGUUUAUCCAAAAUGUACUGCUGAUAUUUCCAGAGAGAACUAUUCAGAAUUUGGAAGCUGUGGUUUAAAGAGCUCUGCAUAUGCAAGAAAUAGAAUAAGAAACUUGAAAUUAAACUCUGUGGCAGAUGAUAAGUUUUACAGUGAAAUAAUAUGGCAAACUGUUGAAGAUUUUCAAAGAAUACCCAAUGAUAUUAAAUUGAGAAAAGAAGCCGAAGACCGCACAAAUGCAUAUGUGGCUACUGACAGUCUCCCUGGUUAUUCUGAUGACUGUGAUUCUUACAGCUGUGAGUCCGAUACUCCAGAGAAAUUCUUCACCAUUGAGAAAUAUUCCAAAUACACUGGUGCAGUUAUCAGGCAGUAUGUAAAUCCAGAUAGUCCAGAACAUUCUUCUCCCAACAGUAAACACAAGUGUGAUUUUCAUUUUAGUAAUCUGGGUGCAGAAGUGGAAUCUGUUAACAGUAAACCAACUUCUGCAGUAUCAGUUAAAUUUAGCCCUAGGAAAAAACAAAAUAUAUCACAUGAUUGUAGUGGUGCAAAGGAUAAACAAAGACCAAAGUGCGAUUCAUCUUCUGAUGAUGACAGACAUCACUUGAGCAAGACAAGGAAUGCAAGAAAAUAUGAAGGGAAAUUCUGUGUAAACAGACCCAAAUGGAAGAACAUGGCAAAUGUCAUAUAUAAAGAGGAAGGCACCAGUGGAAGUAAAUGGAAAAUGGAGAAUGAUAUGCUCAAUGAUCCAAAGACUGUGACAGAGAAUCCUACAAGAUGUUAUGAAGACACAAUCAGUGAAAGAAGGAAGGUUGACAGUACAGCAGAGAAUAAAGGGAAAAGUGAACUGCAAAGCAGAGGAGCUUAUACUUCAAACAGAACGCAUAAAACAUGCUCUAUGGAAACAGACGUGGUGAUGAAAGUGACUUCAUUUAAAGAAACAAGUGCAGACAAUAAGUAUAUAAGAAGAGGUAACAGUAAGGAAUCAGAUUCAGCGAAAACAAGAAUAUCUCAAUUGAAUAAUAAAAGAACACACAAAAAUAACCGAACAAUAAAUCAUUACUUUCAAACGAAAAAAACAGAACAUGUUUCAUUGUUUGGUAGUUCAGAAGAAAGUGUUGAAACUCCACACAUAUCAAGCACUGAUGACUGUGUGCCAGGCACACCUAUCCACACAACACAAUUUGGAAUACAACUUAUAAGUAAAACAGAAAAUUUGUCAGUUGAAAGUCCAGUAUCUUUAGGUCAUUGUGUAAGAGAACCCAAAUGCUCUGUCAGAAUUCAGCAGACCAAGUCUGAACCAGUGGAUUAUGAUACUGACAAAAGCAGCAGCAAGGCCAAACUGUCAGGUUAUUCAAAUUAUACUAAGAAAAAAAAAUGCAGUAUACUUUCUGCUAGAAGAAAGAGGCAUAAAUCUGCUGCAGAGAUCUCUAAGAGGGCCAGUGGACAUAUCCCUUCAUAUUUUGGAUCUCAAGUGGGGAAAAGUGACAGGAAGUCUUCACUGCAAAAUGUUUACCAGCAGCAGUUAAAAUCUGUUGUACAGGCUGUAAAUGAGGGUGAACUUCUUCCCAGUUCAUCAGAAGAAUCAGGAAAAGGAACUGCCAUAUCUGAAGACUUGUUAUUAUGUGGUGCUGAGCAGAAAGAGUUAAAAAUUGUUCCAGAUGUCUUUUUGAAAACUAAAGAUAACUUUGAAACUAACCAUGGACAAGAAGCAGUGACCAGUAGUAACAAUCAAGAGGACUUCAAAGUUUCACAUCUCACAUUAGAAGAGCUAGAGCAGAAGUUUAAGAGCAACGUAAAAUACCUUUAUGGCAUUCUGAAGGGUGAGAUAUAUUGCUGGCGCCAUGAACAAUUCAAAAAAGGUGGCACUGAUUCACGUAAUCUCUGCUAUGCUGUUUCUACGAUUCCCUACACAGAUUCACAGUUAAAUCACUUGCUGUUUCUCAUACGCAACACCUUCUACCGUAAGUACAGUUAUAUGAACCACUUUGAUUAUAUUAUGAAGGUUCUACUUCCUGAGGCAACUACUAAGAUUUUUAUGGACCAGUUCUCACUUAGCCAUGAACAGACUUUACAAAAGAUACACAAAAUUCAUAUUGCUUCUGACACACCUGAUGAAAAAUCUUUACCAUGGUAACCAUCUUAUAACAGCUGAUCAUGUACUAUGUGAGUAGUAUAUUACUUGUGCAGUGGAGCAUAUUUUAAGUAAAACUUCAUAGUGUAUUCAUUUUAAUUUUCAUCCCAAAACUGUCCAUCUGUGGAUGAAAAUAAUUGGUAGUAAGCAAUAUAGAAAAUAAACUUGUCAGUGUUUGGGGUGUAAACAUAAAUUAAUACCACAAAUAUAUCUUACAUAAAAAUCAUGGUUUAGUGAAGUAGUGAAUUAAGUGCUUUCUAAUAUUAGUACCGACAAAACCUGUUAAUUGCCAUUGUGAACUGAAAUCUCAGUUGGUGCCAAUUUUGGACUGGAGCCAAUAUUUGUCAUCUAUACUUUAUGGAAUAAUCAGUGAUACUUUUAAAUUUUCUGUAAUUGUGCUUUUGAUUUUAUCUAGUGUUAAGGUGCAGACAACCUCAGUUUUAAGUCGUGUGGCUCUGUCUUAUCAGGUCAUCAGUAAUGUGAAGGUACUUAGUGUUACAAUUACAAACUUGCUACCACACCACAAUAUUAAAAUGUUAAUGAUUCAAGACAUUUAGUUAUUAACUGAGCAAGUUCUCUCAAGCAGUAAUGCUUGUGACUUGUAUUCAGAAGGUGCCCAGUUCGAAUCUCAGCUGGGACCUCACUCUUCCAACAGGGAAAUGUACUACAUAUAAAACAGAUGAGAGCCCAUAUUCGGAGUAAUUUAUCAAAGAAAUCUUUAAAAAUGUAUGAAAAGAAAAAUGGUUAAAUUUAUUUAAAAAAUACAGAAAUAUAUACAUAAAAAGUGGUUUCACUGAUUGGCUCCAAGAGUUAACAGAAUUUUGAUUUUACUUUUAAACCAGUUGGUUUCAUUUUAUCUGGGAUGACUAAAACAGAAGCUGUAUUGGCAAAUGUGUAUUACUUAUACAGGUGUAUGUGGUGGAGACAUUAUUUUAUGAAGAUAUUUAAACAAUUUCAGAACCAAACUGCAAUUUUUAAUUUUCACUGUCAUAAGCCUUUUUGUAUUGAAGAACAAUGUCCUCAGAGGAAAGUAAUAAACUCAAAAUUUUGUCAUUUU
Molecule: messenger RNA, 3784 nt
Organism: Cryptotermes secundus
Lineage: Eukaryota; Metazoa; Arthropoda; Insecta; Blattodea; Kalotermitidae
Exons: 5
Coding region: 238-2730 (830 amino acids)
Source: RefSeq, a predicted model, not a curated record